UUGUAGCCAACUUCCUAUGCAUCUAACGGGACAGGUUAGCUUGCGGGUGGUGUCACCGGUAGUAUGCAGAAUAUGUUGACGAUCAUUUCAAACGUGUUUAGGGGAGCCGCCAGCAAAAAUGGUGCCAGGGCGGUGGUGUCGACUCGAUCCUAUGCCGACUUCACACCCCAGGCCACCUUUGACAUCAAGAAGUGCGACGUGCACCGUCUGGAGCAGGGCCCUCCGCUUCAGGCGGUGCUGACGCGUGAGCAGGGCCUGAAGUACUACCGGACCAUGCAGACCAUGCGCCGCAUGGAGCUCAAGGCCGACCAGCUCUACAAGCAGAAGAUCAUCCGCGGCUUCUGCCACCUGUACGACGGACAGGAAGCCUGUGCCGUGGGCAUCGAGGGUGGCAUCACAGCAAACGAUCACCUGAUCACAGCGUACCGUGCCCAUGGGUACACCUUCACCAGGGGCGUGUCCGUCAGGGAGAUCCUGGCAGAGCUCACAGGCCGAAGAGGCGGCGUGGCCAAAGGCAAGGGAGGCUCCAUGCACAUGUACACCAAGAACUUCUAUGGAGGCAACGGGAUCGUGGGAGCACAGGUUCCGCUGGGGGCGGGGCUGGCCUUGGCAUGUCAGUACCAGGGCAACAACCAGGUGUGUGUCACCCUCUACGGAGACGGAGCCGCAAACCAGGGCCAGGUCUUCGAGUCGUUCAACAUGGCGGCCCUGUGGAAGCUCCCCUGCAUCUUCAUCUGUGAGAACAACCAGUACGGCAUGGGCACGUCGGUGGAGCGCGCGUCCGCCAGCACGGAAUACUACCGCCGGGGCGACUACAUCCCGGGCAUCAGGGUGGACGGCAUGGAUGUGUUAUGCGUGAGAGAAGCAACACAGUUUGCAGCCGAUCACUGCAGAAGUGGAAAGGGUCCCAUCCUAAUGGAACUCCAGACCUAUCGUUACCAUGGACACAGUAUGAGUGACCCAGGGGUCAGCUACCGCACACGUGAUGAGAUCCAGGAGGUUCGCAGUAAGAGUGACCCCAUCUCACUGCUGAAAGAUCGUAUGAUCAGCAACAACAUGGCCAGUGUGGAAGAACUCAAGGUGAUCGAUGUGGAGAUACGCAAAGAGAUUGAGGACGCGGCUCAGUUCGCCACCUCCGACCCCGAGCCGCCCUUAGACGAGCUGUGCGACCACAUCUUCUCCAGCGAGGCGCCCAUCGAGGUGCGCGGCACCAACCCCUGGAUGAAGCUCAAGUCCCGCAGCUAAGGCUGUGCGUGCGCCAGCGCUGUCCGCCACCAUGUUACCUAUCUUUAACUUGGCACCUUAGACCCCAUGCUGUCCGUGCGCCAGCGCUGUCCGCCACCAUGUUACCUAUCUUUAACUUGGCACCUUAGACCCCAUGCUGUCCGUGCGCCACCAUGUUACCUAUCUUUAACUUGGCACCUUAGACCCCAUGCUGCCCGUGUGCCAGCGCUGUCCGCCACCAUGUUACCUGUCUUUAACUUGGCACCUUAGACCCCAUGCUGUGCGUGUGCCAGCGCUGUCCGCCACCAUGUUACCUGUCUUUAACUUGGCACCUUAGACCCCAUGCUGUGCGUGUGCCAGCGCUGUCCGUCACCAUGUUACCUAUCUUUAACUUGGCACCUUAGACCCCAUGCUGUGCGUGCGCCACCAUGUUACCUGUCUUUAACUUGGCACCUUAGACCCCAUGCUGUGCGUGCGCCAGCAUGUUACCUAUCUUUAUCUUGGCACCUUAGACCCCAUGCUGUGCGUGCGCCACCAUGUUACCUGUCUUUAUCUUGCCACCUUAGACCCCAUGCUGUGCGUCCGCCACCAUGUUACCUAUCUUUAACUUGGCACCUUAGACCCCAUGCUACAACCCUCUGACCUGAGACAUGGGGCCACACCUUUACCUACCCUUUAAACUCCCUUUACAAACGCACAAAAAUGUUAGUGAAACAGAUGACCAAUGUGAAAGUAUGACCAAUGUAGAAGGUGGGUCAGGAUGAAUGACCUCUGACCUGACUCCCAGCUUACUCCAUCAUGUGCAUCUGGCAGUGUGUACGCCAGUGGCACUGUAACGCCUCCUCAAGAUGUAUUGGAUAUGCUCGCUAUCUGUGCUCCUGAUGGUAUUGUAGCUUUCAGCACACAUUGCACUUUCUAGAGAUUGAUAAGCUACUUGAAUGCUGAUGGUGAAUCUAUUCUAUUUUUCUAAUGCUGUUUCCUUACCAGUGGGCUGUAAUAGUGCUGAGCUGUGUUGAGCUGAGCCAAGACGGCUUUCUUACCCACAUGCAUUUUGGAGCCAGCAAAGCCAUCUUGGGCUGUGAAUUUCAGAGCAGGUCAGAAGCGAUGGCCUCCUACCAAGACUGUGAUGCUUCCAUUUAAAUGAUCCUUAUUGAUUUGCUCUCCAAGCAACUGGAAUAGACACGUUGACACACUGAUUUCAACAAAGCCCCAGUACAUUUUUUACACACUGAUGAAAGUGAUUUGAUUUGUUUCGAGGAUUAUCUGGCGGUGAACGGUGACCUGGCGAGCCAUAGAGAGACUGCUGUUUGGUCAGACAGCCAAAUUCAGUGUGGUCUCUACUUGGGAUCAGAUAUGCAAAGAGAGGGGAUGUCAAAUUAUUGUCUAACAGAACCUGAACCAUCUGAACUGCAUUUAAACAGUUGAAAUGAGAACAGAAAUAUUCAAGGGGACCUGUGUAAGGAUCUGAGACUCAAGGUCGUCUUCAAUACUUUUCUGGUGUACAGAAACACAGCAGGGUCUGAUCUUGGCUCUCCUCAACCAGCUUACACGCUUACACUGAAAAUGUCUUAAAUUGCUGAUACAGAGAAUUUGAACAUUUGACAUUUGAUUAGUCAAAUAAUAAUAACUCCAUUCAAAUCACAUUCCAUGUGUAAUGUCACUGUAAAGUACUCAGGCAGCAUUAUUAUCUUGGUAGAGUUAAAUUCUCUCACAUCAUGUUUUCCCGAGGACCACAUCAAAUAAAGGCAAAUAAACCCGA
Molecule: messenger RNA, 2983 nt
Organism: Sardina pilchardus (European sardine)
Lineage: Eukaryota; Metazoa; Chordata; Actinopteri; Clupeiformes; Clupeidae
Gene: pdha1b
Product: pyruvate dehydrogenase E1 subunit alpha 1b
Exons: 11
Coding region: 64-1245 (393 amino acids)
Biological process (GO): pyruvate decarboxylation to acetyl-CoA
Cellular component (GO): intracellular membrane-bounded organelle
Molecular function (GO): pyruvate dehydrogenase (acetyl-transferring) activity
Source: RefSeq, a predicted model, not a curated record